Messenger RNA from Fundulus heteroclitus (mummichog), 2201 nucleotides. Its product is annotated as piggyBac transposable element-derived protein 4-like. The coding region runs from base 128 to 2119 and encodes 663 amino acids. The transcript is spliced from 2 exons. NCBI's taxonomy places the organism in Eukaryota, Metazoa, Chordata, Actinopteri, Cyprinodontiformes, Fundulidae. The record is from RefSeq and is a predicted model, not a curated record.
UGUUGUCCUCGGGUCAAAAUGACCCGCCACUGUUUUAAAACCCCCCAAAAAAUCCACUAAAUGUUAUUUUUUUAACUUGAGAUUUUAAGACUUUGCCUAGAUUGGCCAAAACAAUAGAAAUAGUUAAAUGUUGCUUUUAUUCACAUUUCCAAGUAAGCUGUACAAAAAAAUUUACAAAGAUGGUCUUCGGGUCAAAAUGACCCGUGAGCCAAAUAGAGUUGAAAUCAAGGCCACAGAGUUAUUUACAAACCACAGAAUGUUACAAAGUUUUAGCUGUGUCUCAGAUCAAUCAGUAGCAGAAGUAAACAAGGCAAAUCAGGUGGUGUUCUCGCAGACUUCAGAAGACCACCUGUUAUUUCUAGAGGUUAUAAAGGUCCUGCAUAGCAGGACCCUGAAUUGUGUCUGUGCUGAAGCCAUGAGUGUGCGUUACAACACUGAAGAGCCUUUAGAGGUGAUUUUCUCACAUGUCCAGCAAGACAACUCUGAUUCAGAAGAGGAAGUAGAGGAUGUAUCCGAAGAAGAUGGAGAGGAAUACAACCCAGAGCAUGAUGAAUCAUCUUCAGAAGAAGAAGAAAACCUUGAAGCUGAAAGUGAGACUUUCCUUUCAAAAAAUGGCAAAAUAACAUGGUCCUCAGCAGCAUAUGACCAACACGGCAGGCAUGCAGAACAAAACAUUGUAAAGAUGACCCCAGGACCCACAAGGUAUGCCGUUUCUCAUGCCCAUGAUAUUGUUUCUACAUUCUACUUGUUUAUCACACCAGCAAUAGAAAAAAUAAUCCUGGAGAUGACAAAUCUGGAGGGUUUUCGCAAAUAUGGAGACAGCUGGAAAAAGAUGGAUGAGAUUGACCUCCAGGCCUAUUUAGGGCUGCUAAUACUAGCAGGUGUAUACAGGUCCCGAGGUGAGGCUGCAGCUAGUCUAUGGGAUGCAGAGAGUGGAAGGCCAAUUUUCCGAGCCACAAUGCCGCUCAAACUCUUUCACACCUACUCAAGACUGAUUCGAUUUGAUGACCGUGAAUCAAGACCAGCAAGACGUGUGACAGACAAACUUGCAGCCAUAAGAGAGGUAUGGGACAAGUGGGUGGAGCGGUUGCCCUACCUCUACAAUCCAGGGCCUGACGUAACAGUGGAUGAGCAACUGGUUCCAUUUAGAGGUCGUUGUCCUUUCCGGCAGUAUAUGCCCAGCAAGCCAGCAAAAUAUGGGAUCAAGUCAUGGGUGGCUUGCGAUGCCAAAUCAAGCUAUGCUUGGAAAAUGCAAGUCUAUACUGGUAAGUCAACCAGUGGAUGCCCAGAGAAGAACCAGGGGAUGCGAGUUGUGCUUGAUGUGACAGAGGGACUGAGGGGUCACAAUGUGACAUGUGACAAUUUCUUCACCUCUUAUGAACUCGGGCAGCAGCUCCUAAAGAGGAAGAUCACCAUGGUUGGUACAGUUCGAAAGAACAAGCCUGAGCUCCCACCUGCACUGCUUGCGUCAAAGGAGAGAGAGGUCUUCUCCUCAAGGUUUGCCUUCACACCCACCACCACUCUAGUUUCCUACCUCCCAAAGAAAAACAAGAAUGUAGUUCUUCUGAGCACACUGCACAAAGACAGCGACGUUAGUGAUCGUGAGGACAGGAAGCCAAUCAUAAUCCUGGACUACAACCGCAACAAAGGAGGCGUGGACAACCUAGAUAAGGUGAUUGGGACAUAUAGCUGCAGAAGAAUGACUGCACGCUGGCCCCUGGUCAUCUUCCACAACAUCAUUGAUGUGUCCUCCUACAAUGCCUUUGUGAUUUGGAGAGAGAUCAACCCAACCUGGAUGUCUUGUAAGCACAACAAGAGGAGGGUGUUCCUGGAGCAGCUAGGAAAGGCACUUGUAACUCCACUCAUUGAAAGAAGGAAGCAUGUCCCCCGCACAGAAGCCUCAGCAGCAGUUGUAAAAGCUAUUCAGAGUGCAGCAGCUCCUGAUCAACCUGAGAAUCCAUCUACCACAGCCACUUCCCCAGCUAGGGCAAGUAAGAGGAAGAGAUGUCAGUUCUGCCCUCAAAAGAAGGACUGUAAAACACAUACUAUGUGCUGCAGGUGUAAGAAAUAUAUCUGCAAAGGCUGUGCACUUGCAUACUGCCCUACAUGUGCUAGUUAGUUGAAUGGGUUAUGUUAUUUUUCAUAUUUUUGUAUUGUACAUUCUCUUAAAUUGUUCACUGGAGAAAAGUAACAGAAAAUGA